AGCCUUCCUGCUGUAGUUUGACAGUCUGUUUAAUGCUGCUCUGCCUCUGUAUCUAUUUUUGUGAUUUGUCUUUUCCACCCUCAUUUUGCAUUUUCUCUGCAAUCUAUGGCAUUUGCCCAGAGUCCAGGUCCCCUGUGGCUGUGUGGCCAUGCCCUCCUCUCAUCCCACAGACUUCAUUCUCACAUCCCCAGGCAUAUGCACGUUUCACCCACAUAAGGUGCAUUCCCUUACCCAUUUCACUCCUCACCUCGAAUUCUGCUUUCUGUGGUAUGAGCACCGUGUUCUGCACGUUCCCGGGCUGUGCUUUUCAGCCCCUCACCCGCACACUUCCUUGUCAUGUUGUUGCUGGUAUGCCCCUCACCGGUUCUGCUUUUCUGCAUAAAAGCAGCCCACUCUGAGCUCCUGACCUUGGUUCCAGCCAGCACCUGCCCAGGUCACUCCAUGAGGCAGGCUGUGCAGGGCACCUGUGGCUUUGGCAAGAGGAGCCUUGAUGACCGUGGGGGGUAGGGGCAUGACGGGUCAGAGGAGCCAGGCCCACGAUGACAGGUCUGACUGCUGUGCCAGCCCCACACAGUACCAUUGGCUAGAACCAGUGCCUGGCCUAUGGCUGCCAGCCAAGGCCCACCUUGGGAAGGCUGGUCCAGCGCUGGGGAGACCCACGGUCCCUCCUGGGGGAAGGCUACCCACUCGGCUGACCUGCUGUAGGCAGGAGCAGGCCGCCAGAAGCCUGGUGGGCUGCACUGAAUGGGUGGGCUGACCCACACCUAUUUCUUCAAGUCCAGAGAGGACAUCUGCAGGUGAGUUUUCUCCUUAGAAGGGGUUCCUUUUCCCCUUUAAAGUCAAGGCUGGAAUUCCUGGCUAUGAUUUUGCUGUGUAACUUUGCAAGAUGCCACCAUUUGGGAAAACAGGGGGAAAGGGACAUGGGCUCUCUGUUAUUUAUUACAACUCCAUAUGGAUCUAUAAUUAUUUCAAAAUAAAAAAAUUAAUUAAAAGACGAAUAAGCCUGGUAGAUUAUGUAAUUAAAGAAAUAGCUACCCAGAUGCAAAAAAGUCGAACUCUGCAGUGGAGAGUAGUUUAUUCUGCUUUAUUGCCUUAUCCAGGUAAACUGUUUGUAAACAAUCAUUAGAAUUCUCAAACCUUUUAUUGACUGGUUGGUCUCGACUCCUUCCCCAGAUCACAGCCAGCUGUUGUCUCUACAAUGCUGUUCAUAGACAGUCCAAACUCAGUAGCUGUCAGGAGAAAGCAUUCUUUCCCACCCACAGAGCAGUGGGCGGCCCGGGGGUUGGCCUGUCCAGGUGGGCUCUGAGCGCAGGGGGUCCUACUCCUCUCUGGAGGCUCUGGUCCUCCUUGGUCACCUUUAGAAUGAGAAGCCCUGACUGGAGGGUUGGCCCCUCGCAAUACCCAUCCCAGGAAGGUUGUCCAGGAAGGAAUGGGUACUGGGGGCAUGGGGGGUACUCGGAAGGGGUGCCAGGAGGUGGUGAGUUGGGGGCACCUCUUCAGGAUAGGGGGAAGCAGGGCUGGGGGGACAGGGUGGAGCUGAGUGCUGCUGCACACAGUACAACAGCAGAGCCUCUCUCAGCUCCUUCGAGAGGAGACAGGGUCUCCGUGGCCCUGCACACAGACCCUGAGCACCCUGUGAGCAGGUGUGACUAGAGCCCAUGGGUGGGGAUGCUGGGGGUCAGUACUGCUGGGCCAUCCCUCCAUACCAUGGGUCCACCCAGGGACCAGGUCUUGCUCCCUCCGUGACCCUUGCAGCAGCUACCCCCACCCUCACAUGUCUGAGGAAUACAUUAUUAAGCAUAAAGAAACACUUAAAGCUACAGUGACUAAAACACAGGAUCCAUUCCCCAAAGCGACGCUCACCUCUAAACAUCGGUUUCUGUACAUCUCUGGGUUUGGUGAUUACACCAUCAUCAGCGCCCUGGAGCCUCCUGAAGCCAACACCCUGGCUCCUGUGGCUGCUCCAGACAGCAGGGCCACCCACUCUACCCUUGGAGAGCUGCCUCCAGGUUACAGGGCCCGUGAGGCGCUGUCACCCAGGCCUUGCCAUGCCCUGUAGCCCUGGCUGGCUCUUCUGGGAGCAGUGGUGAUCGAGGCCCCUCCACCUUCAGCCCCCAGGCACACAGCUCCGGAAGGAACCCUGGGCCUUGUAUGGCCAGGAAACUUCUAGAAGCCCUGCCUGGCAUGGCAGCCUCAGUCAGCCAGGAGGUUGGAGAAAGGCGUGGUCCAACCAGAAUUUUAUCUGACUCCACACACAUGCCAGAGAGAAGCCACCAGGGGAGAGACGGGAGGGAGGAAGCCAUGGGUCCUCCGGUCCUCAUUGCAGGGGCAGGAGGUCAUGGAAAGAUGGCUCGCUGGGCACUGUGCACACCUGUGCUUGUGGGCACGACCCGUCCUGUUCCAAGGCCAGAUUGUCAGCCCAUCACCCUGCUCCUGUGGGCAGGGUCCUUCUCACAGCCCUCAUGAGGGUCAGUGACCUACCUGCUCAGGACCCUGUGCCAGUCGUCUUGCUUUCCCCUCCCCUUUCUCAUAGCAGCCCCCUGUUGCUCCCCUAGGGGCUGCACUGCUGGUCUGGCCCAUCCCCCAGUUGGUCCCCAAGCCCAGGGGCCAGAUCCCUCAGGUGGGACCUAUCCACAGGCAAGGAGAGGGAAAGGCAGAUAGAGGCCCUUUGCUUUGUCCCUUCAGUUUGCUGAGCAGGGCCUGCGGGGUUGGGCUCCCACACACCUGUGGAGACCUGUGUGGAGGAGCCAGCACAGAUUGAGGGGAGCAUGAGGGGAGUGCUCCAGCCGGGGGAUGUGCUCUCUCUUCAGGUCUCCUUACCUUCAAAAAGCCACUCCAGGCCCCACUUAGAAGCCCUUUUGAAGGCCUGGAGACAGUCCAAGGCUGGAGCAGCAGGUGGCCACUCAUGCACAGGGUCCAUGGCUAGGUUCCUGGGGGGAGGGGGAGGGGAGAGUGGGGGCUUGGACAGGCACCCACACACUAGGAGGCCCAGUAGCCCUCACACAGCCCUGUUGGGUCUGCUGAGCACUCACUAGUCUCUGGACAGAAGACAACCCAGGCCCCAGUGCUCCCCAUGUGUUAUGGGCCUCACUGCACCAUGGGCAGGCCCAGUCCAGAGGGGUGAGCUGGCUGUGGGGGGGUAGGGAGGAGCACUGGCACAGAGACUGUGGGUGUCAUCACGUGGGACCUGCUGUUCACUUCUGGGGAAAUUCAACAGGGCAGCCACCUGGGAAGCAAAGACGCACCCCUCCCCCCAUCUGCCUUCGUCCCUCCAGAUAUGAGGUCUGGGUCCUGUGCACAUUGGCCAGACUAAAAUGACCUCCUCCUGCGUGCUGGGCAUUGCAUUGGAGUUCUGGCCUUCAGGGCCUGUAGAUUAGCUGGCGCCAGCGGGCCCCUCCCUUCUCCCCGCUGUCCUCCUCCCUGCAUGCUUCCCACAGCUGCCAGCUACCUGCUGAGUAGUGCAGCCCGGGACCUGCAAGGGCUUCUCUCCCUAAUGAACUUUCCUUGCUGAGAGGUGGGGAGGGGUGUGGAUCACCCUGGUCACAUCUGAGCACCACACCCUCCCCCCUGCCCCUCCAGUCCCUCAGCUUCCUGCUGCCUGCACAGAGGCUGACUGGUUCAUGCUCAGUCCUGAGUGGGCAGCGAGGGAAUACCGGGGAGCACCGUGGAGCUGGUUGGGGGGGCGGGGCUUGCUGUUUGUGACCCCAAGAGCAGGUGUCUGUGCCUGGCUGAGGUCCUGAGGCAGCCACCAGACCAAAUGUGGGUCAGGCUGUGCUUGUGGCCCGCACAGGCUGCCGCUGCUGUGUAGGGGGAGGGAGAACUCGGCAACCCCAACAGUCCUGCCCUGCCCGGCACAAUGACCAGUGUCUCUGGCUUGAGUUUGGGGGUUAGCCAGGAAUGGAACGUUUUAAAAUGAGUCUAAAAGAAAAGAGAACACGGACUUGCUUAGGAUGGCAGGCGGGGCAGGCUCACGGCAGGGGUCACGAGGCCGGCGCUCAUCCAAGGGGCGGGUUGGGAGGGCCUCCUCCAGGUGGGUAGGAGACGGCUACAGGAGCGGGGCUACAGGAGCGGGGCUACAGGAGCGGGGCUACAGGAGCGGGGCUACAGGAGCGGGGCUACAGGAGCGGGGCUACAGGAGCGGGGCUACAGGAGCGGGGCUACAGGAGCGGGGCUACAGGAGCGGGGCUACAGGAGCGGGGCUACAGGAGCGGGGCUACAGGAGCGGGGCUACAGGAGCGGGGCUACAGGAGCGGGGCUACAGGAGCGGGGCUACAGGAGCGGGGCUACAGGAGCGGGGCUACAGGAGCGGGGCUACAGGAGCGGGGCUACAGGAGCGGGGCUACAGGAGCGGGGCUACAGGAGCGGGGCUACAGGAGCGGGGCUACAGGAGCGGGGCUACAGGAGCGGGGCUACAGGAGCGGGGCUACAGGAGCGGGGCUACAGGAGCGGGGCUACAGGAGCGGGGCUACAGGAGCGGGGCUACAGGAGCGGGGCUACAGGAGCGGGGCUACAGGAGCGGGGCUACAGGAGCGGGGCUACAGGAGCGGGGCUACAGGAGCGGGGCUACAGGAGCGGGGCUACAGGAGCGGGGCUACAGGAGCGGGGCUACAGGAGCGGGGCUACAGGAGCGGGGCUACAGGAGCGGGGCUACAGGAGCGGGGCUACAGGAGCGGGGCUACAGGAGCGGGGCUACAGGAGCGGGGCUACAGGAGCGGGGCUACAGGAGCGGGGCUACAGGAGCGGGGCUACAGGAGCGGGGCUACAGGAGCGGGGCUACAGGAGCGGGGCUACAGGAGCGGGGGUGGGGGCUGCAGCCGGGGUCCGAAGGACGCACAGGGGUGAGCCCGUGCUCCCCAUUCGGCGCCCAGACCUGCUCCACCAGGGAAAUGUGUGAACUGGGGAGGUGA
Molecule: messenger RNA, 4907 nt
Organism: Myotis brandtii (Brandt's bat)
Lineage: Eukaryota; Metazoa; Chordata; Mammalia; Chiroptera; Vespertilionidae
Product: keratin, type I cytoskeletal 9-like
Source: RefSeq, a predicted model, not a curated record